CUUUAAAAAAAAUCUUGUUGUGUCACUGGGAUGCAGUCGCCGGAGCCGGGCACCAAGUCUGCCAUCCCCGCCCAUAUGACCACCGCCGAGAGGGACCGCUCACCGUUUGCUCCACACACCAAAGAUGACAGCUCCACCAAGCCUAACCCAUGCAGUGCCACAGCAUCAGCGUUUUUUGGUGUUGUUCGACUUUGAUGAAACCGUCAUCAAUGAGAACAGUGAUGAUGCUGUGGUGCGUGCUCUACCAGGGCAACAGCUUCCUGAGUGGCUGAGAAACAGCUACAGGGAGGGGCACUACAACGAGUACAUGCAGAAGGUCUUGGUUUAUAUGGCGGAGCAGGGCGUGUCUGAGGACUCCAUCCAUUCAGCGGUGGAGGAGAUCCCACCCACACCUGGCCUCCUGUACCUCUUUCAGUAUCUGCAGAGCCACGAGCAGGACUUUGAGCUGGCGGUGGUCUCCGACGCCAACAUGUACUUCAUCGAGACGUGGCUCGAGCGUGCUGGGGUGCGUCACAUUUUCCGGAAGAUUUUCACAAACCCGGCAAGUUUUGAUGUGACUGGCCGUCUUGUGCUGCUCCCUUUCCACUCCCACUCGUGCUGCCGUUGUCCUGACAACCUAUGCAAGCAGGUGAUCCUUCGGGAGUAUCUGGCGGGCCGACAAAAGGAGCGUGGUGGUGCUCCCUUCCAGAGGGUAUUCUAUAUCGGAGAUGGGGCCAAUGAUAUCUGUCCCUCUCUGGCUCUGGGGCCCCGGGACACAGCCUUCCCCAGGAGGGACUUUCCCAUGCACAGGCUGCUGCUGGAGAUGCAGCAGUCCCAGGCAGCCAUGUUCAAGGCAAACAUAGUUCCUUGGGUCAGCGGCGAGGACAUAGUGGACUGCCUGAAGAAAAUUAUGGAGGAGAGAUGAAGUGUGUGUGUGUGUGUGUGUGUGUGUGUGUGUGUGUGUGUGUGUUAGUAAGUGAAAGAAACAGUGAAUAAGGAGGGAAAAUAUAGCAAAGGUGCACCAACCCCAGUCCUGGCGAGCAGCAGGUUAUGCAUGAUUCUACUCCAGCCACACUCGGUACCUGUAAAGAUGUAGCCAAAUAGUGUGCAUCUAUUUGAAUCACCUUCUUGGCCGGGAGCAGUUGAGACUCAAGAAGUCACUGCAACUGGGCAAAAAAAAGUCCACCACAUAACCCCUCAUAAAAAAGUUAAUUGUAAGUUUUACACUUUUUUUAUAGUUUUAUACAGAAAGGCAUACUUUUACAUUUGGAUAGAGCCAGGCUUGCUGAUUCUCCUUGUUUUUCAUGCUAAGAUAUCUGGCAGCAUAUUUACUGUACUGUACAGUAAUCGGUCUUCUCAAAUAACUCUCCGCAAAAAGGAAAAAGCGCAAUUCCCAAAAUGUUUAAUUGUUCCUUUAGUGCUAGCCUGGUACAAAAGCCUAUUGCCAUCUUAAUUAAUAUGUUUAUGAACACGUGCAGGAUCAAGUGUUGUGCAGUAGCAUUAGCUGGGACAAAAGACCACACGUCGUGUCAGGCAGGGACAAGGGCAACAUAGAACAGGGAUAAGGUGACAAAGACUCUUGCACAGUAACUGUGCUCUCCCCACCACUCAUUACUGAUACCUAAUCUAGGGCUUGAUUAUACAACGGUAAUCUACACCAGCAUGAGAUCCAAAGGGAACAUUGUUAGCCAUACAUCUCUGAAACAAUGAAAAAAAAGUGUGAUGCAAAGUACCAAUUGUAUUUGUGUAGUUAUUAGCUAGCGCUUACUAUACUUGUACCCUAUUAGAACUCCCAGUAAAUAUUACUAUUGAUAAAAGGCUGUUUAGGUUGAGGUGGAUUUAUAGUCUCUAAAAAGUAUUCUUUAUGUUUGAAUGUAUUACCAAUAAACCACAGUGUUGUGACUGUGAGUGAGUGAUGAUGAGCCACUUAUAUUAGUAUAUAGUGCAUCCUAACUCAACAUGUAACCUCAUUCUGCGUAAAUGACUGAAUCCAUGACAGGGACUGGAAAAUAUAUUUUAAAAUAUCAAUAAGGAAGAGCACUUGUAUUCAUUGAGGUGGUUUACAGCAACAUUUAUUUUUGUUUAUAUUCAGGAAAUUGUGAAGUAUUAUGUUUGUUUGUCCAUCCUGUUUUUAAAUUCAGAUUCUAAUGGGGCAUGUAUACUGUGCAUUUGUUGAUUUUUGCAGCCUGUUUAAGGUUUCCAUGUUAGUAGACACAUAAGUAAACACUCACUGUCUGGUAACUUUAAGCCAGAGGAAGUAUAAAUAAUUGAUUGUAUAUUUGGAUUCAUAUUUUUUUUUUUAUCCAUAUACCGUACAUCUUUGCCAUUACAGUUAACAAUAAGAAUGUUUGGGUGCUAAAGCAUUAAAACAGAUAAUAAGCUUGUUAAUUGAUGAAAUACUUCUAGCUAAAGAGGCUGUAGUCGAUAUUCUGAAAAAAGGGAUUUGGGAUUACCUCCUGUUGGCUCUCACAGACUGAUCACUAACUCUUCAACACACAAGGCACUCACAUGCACUAACAAGCAACAAGAACAGAGAAACUCUGAUUACAACACACACAGAGGGACUUCAUAUACAGCAUCUUUACAUAGCAAAUAGUUGUUUACUGCUAUAUUAAUGUUCUGAAUAUCGAGUACAGCCCCUUUAAAAACAUCAUUAUGCUGCAUAAGAGCUGGACAUUUCCUUUCAAGUGUUUUAGUUUCUCAGGGAGUAGAGAAGAAAGUGUUAACAAGCAAACAUAAUAUAUGUUUAUAAAAAUAUUUUUAUUUGCUGCUCUAAGAACAAAUGUUCAUAGUAUAUAUGUUUAUGAGAAGUAAUCAAGGUAGCUGGAGUGUGAAAGCCUUUGAGAUCAAAACCUAUUCUAUUAAUGCUUUCUGAUUAGGAGACUAAAGUUAUGUGAGCUUUACUCCUUCUGAUGCUAUGAUAAUGAAAUGUAACGGGGUAUUUUAGUUUACUUUAACUGUCUAUGUACCUGUAAAACUUCCAUGGAGUUUUGUGCAAUAAUUAAACGCUGUAUACUGUUUAUGAUGUAAAAGAGAUUUAAAGGUGCGCUAUGAGUUCCUGCAUGACGUCACUCCUGUUGACGUUGCAAGUAAACCAAACAAAACAGAGCAAGCUCACCCCUCCCCCCCAUGUUUCCGUAACUGUCAUGACCACUCAGCAGUCUGCAGG
Molecule: messenger RNA, 3148 nt
Organism: Perca flavescens (yellow perch)
Lineage: Eukaryota; Metazoa; Chordata; Actinopteri; Perciformes; Percidae
Product: probable phosphatase phospho1
Exons: 2
Coding region: 125-904 (259 amino acids)
Molecular function (GO): phosphatase activity
Source: RefSeq, a predicted model, not a curated record